Messenger RNA from Prorocentrum cordatum, 549 nucleotides. The record is from the annotation of a GenBank genome assembly. NCBI's taxonomy places the organism in Eukaryota, Dinophyceae, Prorocentrales, Prorocentraceae.
AUGCCUUCAGAGCACAAGUCUUGGUUCUGGGCGUCCGCAGGCGUCCUCGGCCAGCAAGCCAUGGACUGGGGGAAGUGGCCCGCAUCAGUCACCCCAAUGGUGUUGCACAAGCAGAGCACCCUGGACAUGUUGAGCAUGCUCGGCGAGUCCCCAGACUUCUACACCGCCUGCUCCGGAGGUCUGUGCGACAGGUUUCGCCAAAAGGCCACCGAGUUCACGUUGUACUUGGUGUACGCGGCGCGGAUCGCGAGUUUCGAUUGCAUUCACGCCAUCGAGGAGCGCCCAUGGGGAAACGAGAUUGCAGCGUCCAUCUGGCGCAACGGCGGCGAAGGUGCAUCCGAGCAGGUCAGGGCCAUCGCCGAACACUCCGACCUCAACGGCCGCCCAUUAUUUUUCGGCUCGCAGGCAGGUGCGCUGGACGGCUUUCAAGGCACGGCGCGCUUCGACAUUUUGCAGAACUUGUUCGCUAUCUACGAAAACGCAAGUCUGUACGAGUGGGCAUCCUGGGACGACAUGGCAGACUGCGUUAUCGGCCAGUUCGACCAGUAG